Molecule: messenger RNA, 3745 nt
Organism: Clupea harengus (Atlantic herring)
Lineage: Eukaryota; Metazoa; Chordata; Actinopteri; Clupeiformes; Clupeidae
Gene: pde4bb
Product: cAMP-specific 3',5'-cyclic phosphodiesterase 4B-like
Exons: 10
Coding region: 217-1767 (516 amino acids)
Biological process (GO): signal transduction
Molecular function (GO): 3',5'-cyclic-nucleotide phosphodiesterase activity
Source: RefSeq, a predicted model, not a curated record
GCUGAGCGGGAGGAACCGUCUGUGGCACGGCUGAAUCAGCCGGGACUUUGUCUCAUGCACUUCCUGACAGCCGUCAGAGCGAGCAGCCCCGUGCAAGAGACUACAGCAGCGGAGCCCAGGCGCAAACACUCACACUCACUCACUCACUCACUCACACACAGUCACACAGUCUCACACACGCAGUCACACAGGCGCUGAAGCACCACUCCAACAGACAUGGGAUUGUGUUGUUCAGAAAAGACUCAGAGACCAAGAGAAGUGAUAAAGGGCUGGAGAGAGUUCAAGAGGAUGCUGAACCGGGAACUCACGCACCUGUCUGAGAUGAGCCGCUCUGGGAACCAGGUGUCUGAGUACAUCUCCAACACCUUCUUAGACAAGCAGAAUGAGCUGGACCUCCCCUUGCCCCCCUCCAAGGCCCGCGAGAGGAAGAGGAGGCACCACCAUCAGCACCACCAGCAGCAGCAGCAGCAGCAGCAGCAGCAGCUCAUGAUGAGUCACAUCAGUGGAGUGAGGAAGGUCACCCUCGGCCCCAGCAUCACUGGAGGAAGCAGCGUGGCCCGAUUCGGGGUCAAGACCGACAUGGAGGACCUGCUCUCCAAGGACCUGGAGGACAUCAACAAGUGGGGUCUGAACAUCUUCAGGAUAUCGGAGCAUUCUCACCAGCGGCCUCUCACCUGCGUCAUGUACGCCAUCUUUCAGGAGAGGGACCUGAUGAAGACAUUUAAGAUCCCCAUGGAUACCUUUGUGACCUACAUGAUGACCCUGGAGGACCACUACCAUGCCGACGUGGCGUACCACAACAGCCUGCACGCGGCCGACGUGGCCCAGUCCACACACAUCCUCCUCUCCACUCCGGCUCUGGACGCAGUCUUCACUGAUCUGGAGAUUCUGGCGGCCAUCUUUGCCGCUGCAAUCCACGAUGUGGAUCACCCGGGGGUCUCGAACCAGUUCUUGAUUAAUACUAACUCUGAAUUGGCCCUCAUGUACAACGACGAGUCUGUGCUUGAGAACCACCACUUGGCUGUGGGCUUCAAGCUGCUGCAGGGAGAGAACUGCGACAUCUUCCAGAACCUCAGCAAGAAGCAGCGGCAGAACCUGAGGAGGAUGAUCAUUGAGAUGGUGCUAGCCACAGACAUGUCGAAGCAUAUGAGCUUACUGGCGGACCUGAAGACCAUGGUGGAGACAAAGAAGGUGACGAGCUCAGGAGUUCUGCUGCUUGACAACUACACAGACAGGAUACAGGUCCUGCGAAACAUGGUGCACUGUGCGGACCUCAGCAAUCCCACCAAACCCCUGGAUGUGUACCGGCAGUGGACCGACCGCAUCAUGGAGGAGUUCUUCCACCAGGGAGACCGCGAGCGAGAGCGCGGCAUGGAGAUCAGCCCCAUGUGUGACAAGCACACCGCCUCGGUGGAGAAGUCUCAGGUGGGUUUCAUUGACUACAUCGUACACCCACUGUGGGAGACGUGGGCCGACCUGGUCCACCCGGACGCCCAGGACAUCCUGGACACCCUGGAGGAGAACAGGAACUGGUACCACAGCAUGAUCCCCCAGAGCCCGUCCCCGCCGUUCUGCGACGACGAAGACACGGGCGGCGUGGGGUUGAACAAGUUCACGUUUGAGUUGACCUUACCCGCGGACGGGGGAGACGAGGGCGAACCGCACGGCCUACAUCAACACCAACACAGCGGCCACACGCCUCCUCCGCCGUCGUCGUCGUCGUGCGUGGAGAUCGUCACGCAAGCGCCCUCGCCCGUGGACACGUAGCGCCACUGUCACCCGCCCACAUGUGAGUGGGCUCAGGUUCAGAGAAUUAUUAUUUCGUCAAAAGGAGAGGCAAGGGGAAAAAAAACAUCUCUUGGUUCUCGGGUCUUCAGAGGAAGGUUUUGAGUACCUAAAGACUCACCGUGGGUCGAGGUGACCAUGGACGUGACCCCGUGACCCCGCACUUGAAGAUGGGGAGUUCCCCCCCCCCCCCUCGCCACCAGACGCAGUUGUUUUUUUCUACUGCGGAGUCACAGAGACCUCACCUGCAGCUGCUCUUUGAUGAAGCGAAGGGGUUUAAGACAGACCAACCAAACACGGACGAGGGUUAAGGGUCAAGGGUUAAGGGUUAAGGAAGUGAAGACGGAGCAACUGAACACUGACGAGAUGAUAAGACUAAUAGGUUCAUGAAGUAACCCUUUCGUGUUCUGGGUUGGGACAGGUUCUUCCAGAUACUGAGACCUGGGAUUUUGCAUUGGACAAGUUUACUUUUUGUAACACAAGCCUAAAGACUCUUUCUAUACAAAUGUCACAUUUUUUUAUGUUUCUUUUUUUUUCAGGUAAUUUAUUUUGAAUUGUGACUCUUAUUUCAUGAGUCUUUUUUUUAAGCGCUAUCUUGGUACUGAGAGCAGUAGUCUUCCAGGAUUUUGUCAGAAAUGGUUAUUUCUCUUAGACACUUCUCUCGUGUGCACAGCACACAAUCACAAAUCAAGCUGUUCUUAAAAAGAAACUGUAAAGUGGGACAAUUUACUGCAACAAAGUCAUAUCCAAAACACAAUAAUCCUACAUUUCACAUUGAAAGCUUUCCUGUUAUAGCACACUGGUCGUUAGCCCGGAGAAGGCCAUUGGUUCGUUUGGUUGCCAAGAGGAAUGCUACUGACAUACUUUAAGUUAGAAGAGAGGCAAUACAGCAAGACCCACAAGUAAAAGCACUUUAGAAGUGGCACUCAAACCACUUUGAGAGAAACUUAAAAGCAUCUAAAUUAGAUGAGCACUUAAUGUAUCACGUAAAAUGAUUUGAUUUUAAUAUGUUACUAAUCAGAUAAGAAAUGUAUGAACAAUGGAGACCUUGUACUCUUAAAGUAGUGAAACAUUUCCUUAAGUGACUUUGAAUCUCUGAGUCACAAGUGAAGGGGGAAAGGGUUACCCUUGAGUGCCACCGUCUUUUGGGAGUCAUGAAAUACGUUUUUCUGCGCAGUCAAAAACAGCCUCAAUGCGAUGCCCGCCAUCCAGCAUCAGCCUGAUUACCUUUCAGCCCUGUGCUUGGAUUAUAAUUCUCACGCUCCCCAUGUACUGUUGAUUAAAACAACAUUUAUGAGCAAUGUAGACCUUCAAUCAAGUACUAAACUGCUGGUCUUCCAGCAUUACAUUGUAUGCUGUAUUUGUAAUAAUACUUUUUCCAUUGUGUAUGCUGCUAUCCUAAGCUUUGUUAUCCCAGCUUGUCUUUGUGUAGAUGUAUUGUAUGUCUAUCCUUAAUUGCCAAUGUUGGUUCACAAUAUUUAUAAUAAUUGGGAACCUAUCAUAUCCAUUUGUGAACAAUCCACUGUCUUCAACUACAGAAUGCACUACUGUGAACUUUAUCAAUGGGGAAACUAUCGGAAUCUCAACAGUCUUUUCUAUGUUUUUUUGUUGUUAUUGUUGUUCACUGAGAAACUUGGAGCAAUUCCUACAUAAUUAAUUGACUAUGGUAGACAAAGAAAGAACAAAAAAAGAUUAUUUGAGCACAAGGAAGGAAUAUUUCAACUGGAGGAAAUGAUUUUAGGGGGUUUCCACAGUCUUAUCUAAACCUGCAUACAUCUGGGAAUGCACACAGGUCUUGUUGAAGGCUCAAGAAGGCCGUCAUCCUUCUGAAACAUACACUUUUUCUUCUUUUUCUUGACCAGACAUCAUAUGCAGAGCCAUUCAUGAAGCUCUACAUUAUCCAGUCAGUUUGUUAAAUGUUGUCUCAAGUUUUCCAAUAAAUGUAUGAAUACACAAGAAA